Molecule: messenger RNA, 2046 nt
Organism: Metarhizium album ARSEF 1941
Lineage: Eukaryota; Fungi; Ascomycota; Sordariomycetes; Hypocreales; Clavicipitaceae
Product: Ion transport
Exons: 4
Coding region: 1-2046 (681 amino acids)
Biological process (GO): monoatomic ion transport; transmembrane transport
Cellular component (GO): membrane
Molecular function (GO): monoatomic ion channel activity
Source: RefSeq, a predicted model, not a curated record
AUGCCCAUCCGGCUAAGGAUGCGGCCGCAGGCCGUUAGGGACCUCAGCCCCGUGUCUGCGAGAUAUGAUUUUGAUAUGCCAGAAAUUGCCGAAGACGACUCAUUUCGCGACGUUGUCAAGAAACUUUCCCUCUACUUUGCAGAUGUCAUCGAGCUACCAAGCACAUUUGAGCAGCUCAGGACGACGGAGGCAGGAAAUUGUGUCCGUGUCUUAGUUGAGCACCUCAGCCUGAACUGCACCAACCCCGCUAUUGUGAACGCCCUGCUCGCCCUGAAAUGGCAUUAUGCCGCCGCAAACGAACACUUGAGUAUAAGUGAGACUCGCUCGUUUGCUUGCGAGAUCACGGCAUGGCGAUUUCUCACCAGACUUAGUGAAAGACAGGCAGUCGACUUUUGCCUGCAUGAGAUACCUGUGUCUCCGGUGCAUGAACACGAUUCGCAACAGGCGAGCCAUGAUCAAGAAGCUGGGGAGGCCUCCCCUCUUCUGAUUCGUAGGACCUCUUGUGACGAGGAGUUACCAGCCAUUGUCGUUGGAAGUGCCAGGAAGCGAACGAAGAUGCUAACCUCUCUUUCACGCCUGACGCAUCUGGGUGACGACAGUGACGACGAGGCGGACCCAACAGCAGCUUUUAAGAGUUUGAAUGCCUUGGAGAUCGCUGCAAUUGCCAACGCAAAACGUUUCCUCAGUCAACAUGUAGUCCAAAAGAUCAUCACUGGCAUCUGGAACGGCGAUGUGGUAUUCUGGGACACCCUCUCGGUCAACUCCGUGAAAAAACCACGCUAUUAUAACCCGCACACCUCAGAUCCGUUCUCACGACUUCGUGUGCCGAAAUACCUCAAGGCCUGGGAAGUUCUCUUCUUCGUCGUCUUUCUAUGUCUUUAUUACUCGGUUCUCAUCACCCGCGAUGACACUCGAAUUACAGUGACAGAGGUGUUUCUUUUUAUUUGGAUAGCAGCCUUCUUCUACGAUGAACUGAGUGAAUGGAUUGAUGCCGGCUCAAUCUUCUACGCCACAGACAUAUGGAACGUGUUUGACAUGAUCAUGAUCCUGAUUGGAUUUCUGUUUGCUGGUCUAAGAAUAAUCGGGCUCGCCAAACAUAAUGUCACCAUGAAUGAGAUGGCGUUCAAUGUUCUGUCUCUCGAGGCUCUUUUCAUGAUGCCGCGAAUUUGCUCCAUUUUGAGCUUGAGCCCAUACUGGGGAACUUUGAUACCUUGCCUGAAAGAAAUGGGAAAGGACUUUGUGAAAUUCAUGGUACUGGUUGUCAUUGUUUACUUUGGCUUCCUGACCACCUUUUCUCUUAUUGGCCGUGAUGCCUUCACCUUUGGCCGAAUGACAGGAAUUUUGACGAAAAUCUUCUUCGGAUCGAGCUACGUCGGAUUCGACAUCAUGGAUCAGAUUGACCCCAUUUUUGGGCCGCCUCUUAUGAUUAUUUUCAUAACGCUAACGGCCAUCCUCUUGCAGGGGUCACUUACUGGUAUGCUCUCAAAUAGCUUUUCUCGUGUCAUUACGCAGGCAAGAGAAGAGUACCUCUAUGUGUACAGCGUGUAUGUGCUGGAGGCAUCAACUAGUAACCGCCUGACUCAUUUCUACCCGCCAUUCAAUCUGAUUGCAAUGGUGAUCUUUCGGCCACUACGAUAUAUCCUUCCUAGAGUCGGCAAAUUCCGUGCGGGACGAAUCAUCCUUCUCCGUGCCACGCAUUUGCCGAUUGUUGGAGCAAUCAAGCUGUACGAGUACAUCCGACCAAACUCGCAAGAUGGCGAGUACACCAGUUUCAGGGGACCACGCGAGUCGAACAAGAGCAGUCGGCCUUCAAUGCACAAAAGAUCGUUGUCUGGUUAUAGUAGGCGACACGUUCCACUGUCGCAAGAGUCGACUCUUUUGAAAGCUGACGGAAAGAGACGGGAUGGGGAUGAUGUGGAGGAACCCAGGGGCGUGGAGGGUCAAAUCGCCGAACUGCAUCAGAAGAUUGACCAGCUUACGUCCCUAAUUAUAGCCAUGCGGGAGCAAAAUUCCUCUGUUGACGGCACACCAAAUGCGGCUUCAUGA